AUGGCUUCGAAGCCCGAUGACGAUGGCUUCCCAGCGCCUCAUAUCCCCCGUUCCGAAGUCCCCGGUCCACCAAGUAUCAUCUCCUCUCGAAUGACGGAUAUUGCAAGCGAUGAUGGGGGCGACUCAGAGGCGCAUCGACAGAGGAUGAGUCUGCCACGGAGCGCGGAUGUGGCCUCGAGACCUGGAACAGCCCGGACCGGAGCAUCAUCAAGGGGAGCAUGGCCAGGCCAACUCGGAGGGAGGAAGACAUACGUUUCCGGAGUUCAGGCCAAGAGGGGGAGCAUUGCGAGUUCGACUGCAGGAUCCACAAGCCAAGCUCCAAGCUUGUCGACUCGAAGCCAUGUCCCUUCACUUACGUCGCAUGCCUUUUUCCGACCCAUGAGUUCGCAGAAAUUACAGGCGCAGAGAGGAGGAUCACACCGCCCGCCAACCAUGAGCCAGCAGACACCAGGCUCGCCGACUUCACCGACUUCACCAACAUCGCCAGUCCUGGAUGACCACGGCGCCGAAGCAGGCGGCAGCCAAGCCAGGCAAAGCAUUAUUUCGAACCCGAUCGCUCAGUUGCAGCGCCCGACUAGCGACGACGAGAACAUGCGACCCCCGCCAUCUCGUGGCACCGAAAUGACGGAACAGGAAACUCUGGACCGGAUCACGGCAAACACGAGCCCAAGCCAUGGCCAUUACCCAGCCGGAAGUCUGACGGAUAGUGUCCGUCCUCUUCAAGGCAAGCAUUCCGCAGACCAAGGCCAUUUUCAACACAGCAUUGUUAUCGACAAGAGCUACAAGGACCUAUCAAACCUUCCGAGCCCUAUCAAGUCUCCGCGAUCAUUUCGCUCUAGUUUCCUUAUGCCUGGUCGAAGCGAGCAAGGACAACAAGGCCAGAACCGCAGCACCGAAGGAGCCGAGAAGCUAUCGUCCUCUGCAUCAUCACCACAGCUUCGGCCUGUGGAUUCCCAAGGACCACGCCAUCCGCGGGUGCCUUCUAAGCCCAGCCAGAAAUCCGACCUCGGCCGGGUUCACCAGUAUUUUGAGGGUAACACGGUAUUCUGCCUAGGUGGGCGGUGGCAGAACACCAAGGAACGCCCGGUCAAUAUUGCGACAGGCUUCUUUGUCGUGAUUCCCUGCGCCCUGUUCUUUGGGUUUGAGGCACCGUGGCUGUGGAAGAAUAUUUCGCCCGCCAUUCCAAUCAUCUUCGCUUAUCUGGCCUAUAUUUGUUUCUCCUCCUUUAUUCAUGCCUCUGUCUCGGACCCAGGGAUUCUUCCACGAAACCUUCACCAAUUUCCGCCUGUUGAUGACAACGAUGACCCUCUCCAGCUCAGCCCCCCUACAACGGACUGGGCGUUAAUCAAGUCAGCUGAAUCAGCGACUGCUGCAAUGGAAGUUCCGGUUAAGCACUGUCGGACGUGUAACAUUUGGCGACCUCCGCGAGCCCACCACUGUCGCUUGUGCGACAACUGUGUCGAGACUCAUGAUCACCACUGCGUGUGGCUCAACAACUGCGUCGGAAAACGCAACUACCGAUAUUUCUUCACUUUUGUCUCAUCAGCCACCAUUCUCUCAGCCUACCUCAUUGGUACCAGCCUUGCCCAGAUCCUCAUCUACAAGAAUAGAGAAGGCAUCUCAUUUGGCAAGGCGAUCGACCACUUUCGAGUUCCUUUUGCGCUAGUCUUUCUCGGAUUCAUCUGUUUUCUAUAUCCAGCAGCCUUGAUGGGAUACCACAUCUUCUUAAUGGCCCGAGGCGAGACGACAAGAGAGUACAUGAACUCUCACAAGUUUAUCAAAAAGGAGCGAUUCAGGGCGUUUUCACAGGCCAACAUCAUCAAGAACUUUAUCGUUGUCUUGUGCCGGCCCCGACAACCGACCUAUUAUCGGUUCAAGGCGCACUAUCAAGAGGGCGACCAGCGGCUUGGUAUCCGCAGGGAUAAGCGACCCAGGUCGAGCUCGCAGGGACUGGAGAUGCACAGCGUCAAGCCUGCAGCACAAAGCUUUCAGGGUCCAGUUUCAUUGAGGAACGAAAACAACAACCAAUAG
This is a messenger RNA of Fusarium falciforme, 2031 nucleotides long. Its product is annotated as Palmitoyltransferase. The transcript has 2 exons. Gene Ontology annotation, biological process: peptidyl-L-cysteine S-palmitoylation; protein targeting to membrane. NCBI's taxonomy places the organism in Eukaryota, Fungi, Ascomycota, Sordariomycetes, Hypocreales, Nectriaceae. The record is from RefSeq and is a predicted model, not a curated record. Gene Ontology annotation, molecular function: protein-cysteine S-palmitoyltransferase activity. Gene Ontology annotation, cellular component: Golgi apparatus; endoplasmic reticulum. Bases 1 to 2031 code for a protein of 676 amino acids.